Stylophora pistillata is the source of this 810-nucleotide messenger RNA. RefSeq lists its product as uncharacterized. Gene Ontology annotation, cellular component: nucleus. Gene Ontology annotation, biological process: regulation of transcription by RNA polymerase II. NCBI's taxonomy places the organism in Eukaryota, Metazoa, Cnidaria, Anthozoa, Scleractinia, Pocilloporidae. Gene Ontology annotation, molecular function: RNA polymerase II cis-regulatory region sequence-specific DNA binding; DNA-binding transcription factor activity, RNA polymerase II-specific. The record is from RefSeq and is a predicted model, not a curated record.
AUGGAAAGCCGUGGAUCUGUGGCAGCUUACGAAAGUUUCCCCAGUGUCCGCUCUUCAAAGUAUCAAAAGCUUCAGUCAACAAACGAGUACUCUGUACGCAUUUGGGAUAUGAAGGAUUCAUUUCAUUUUCCCCUGAAGAGAUCGAGCCUGUUUUCACCAAGACAUGGUCAGGCCUACCAUCCAAGAAUGUGGCAAAGUCAAAAUCAGUCGGGUAAAUUUUCCGGGAUGAGUAUGUUUACAGAAGGUUUAUCGCAUCAGUCGUUGCUAUUCUCACCGAAAAAGCAAAGGUGGCAAUCUGUGGAUGUAAGUUACCCAUAUCCAGCAUUGCCGUUCGUUUCGACUGCAGACCAAGCAUCUCUUUCUUGUCCUGGUGUAACUGCUUCCCCCUCCGAACGAGAGAAAAAGAGAACUUCAUUGGGAAGACCGACCGGCUCAUCUACGCAGGAACCAACACCCAUUAACAGUAGCAUCGCAAGCAGUUCAACAGAAGAAAAAAUGGCAUUUUUUGACAACGGUAUGCAAGAGAACAAAUCGGAACUGUACGCUGGUAAACGUACAAGGCAAGAUGAAGACGCGCUCCGAUCCAAAAUCAAAUGCAGCUUAGCUAAGAGAGAUGAAAGCUACUGGGAGCGAAGAAAGAAAAACAACCUUUCAGCUAAGAGGUCACGGGACGCGCGACGACUAAGAGAACAACAGACACAGCGUAGGGUUACUCUCCUUGAGGAGGAAAAUAUGUGUAUCCGCGCAAAGAUAAAUGCUUUGGAGAAUGAGAAUCGUCGUCUGAGGAGGAUAAUCAGUGGCCACGGAUAA